This is a messenger RNA of Fulvia fulva, 894 nucleotides long. RefSeq lists its product as uncharacterized. The transcript has a single exon. Lineage: Eukaryota; Fungi; Ascomycota; Dothideomycetes; Mycosphaerellales; Mycosphaerellaceae. Bases 1 to 894 code for a protein of 297 amino acids. The record is from RefSeq and is a predicted model, not a curated record.
AUGACGCCACCGAAGCAGAAGAAGGAGAAGAAGAAGAAGAAGAAGAAGAAGAAGAAGAAGAAGAAGAAGAAGAAGAAGAAGAAGAAGAAGAAGAAGAAGAAGAAGAAGAAUACAACCGCAUGGAUGCACAGAUCCACAACGAGAAACAUCAACACCCCAUCCGUCCAGAUCCUGGCCCCUGAAGCUUCAAGAUCCAUUUCCCAAGGUCCACGCUUGAGGCUUGCACCUCGUAGUGACACCCUGAGACGCCAGAGAAUCCUCAGCGCCAUAGAGUCACCCCGGAAGCAGAACCUCCUCUCCGAAGAACGACGCAUUCCCCUUGCACAGACGUUCGCCGACGACAGUCUUCUAUCCUGUCUCACCGCCAUCGAAAAUGUCAAUCGUCGACCCAUCGCGGGCUGGCAGCCAGGCCUGGCAUUACUCUUAGCUUUAGAACGGUACCAGCUGGCAUUAGACGGCGACCUUGACACUGCAUCGGCUCUAUUGGAUGAUGAAGGCGACGUGAGUGACGCAUACUGGCCACGGUCCGAUGUCCAAAUCAUUAGACCGCUUCACGCCACCAUGUCGCGUCGCAUGGCCAAGUCUUCUGAGCUGACCAAGGAGCUGAAGAGCCCCUCGUCCGUGACACACCACUUCACAUUGCGCGUAGUGCCCAUUCAGUCGAUCCGCACACCUGAAUCUAGGACGAUGCUUCACUUCCUUCUCCCCUUCACGCAUCUGACUUGGUGCAUCUUCAUCUACGUCUGGUUCAUGAGACUCUCGUGGGCUUUGAGCCGCAACGCAGCCAAAAGAUUUCUCAUGCGGCAGAGGAAGAAGGUUAACAAGAAGAGGACGAUCCAGUUGAAGAAGAGGCGGGCUGAAAAGGCGGAGAGGACGCGGCUGUGGGAUGACUAG